Chinchilla lanigera (long-tailed chinchilla) is the source of this 1663-nucleotide messenger RNA. RefSeq names its product L-lactate dehydrogenase C chain. Bases 158 to 1156 code for a protein of 332 amino acids. Gene Ontology annotation, cellular component: cytoplasm. The transcript has 8 exons. Gene Ontology annotation, biological process: carboxylic acid metabolic process. The record is from RefSeq and is a predicted model, not a curated record. Gene Ontology annotation, molecular function: L-lactate dehydrogenase (NAD+) activity. Lineage: Eukaryota; Metazoa; Chordata; Mammalia; Rodentia; Chinchillidae.
GUGCGUGGCUGCCCCUGGGAGUAACCGUCAGCGGGCUUCGCACCUUGGCCGUCGUUGGUGUCGUUUUGUGGAGUCGCUGUUUGAUUUCUUACCUCCUAAAAGGCAGUGCCUUGUGCGUUUUGAGCCAUUUCUACUGAAUUGCGCCAAAGUACUCAAAAUGUCAUCUGUCAAGGACCAGCUUAUCGAAAAUCUAGUUGCAGAAGAUAAAGGCUCCCAGUGUAAGAUCACCGUAGUUGGAGUUGGUGCCGUAGGCAUGGCUUGUGCUAUUACUGUCUUACUGAAGGACUUGACGGAUGAACUUGCCCUUGUUGAUGUUGCGGAGGACAAACUGAAGGGGGAGACCAUGGAUCUUCAGCACGGCAGUCUUUUCUUUAGUACUUCAAAGAUUGUCUCUGGAAAAGAUUACAAGAUAACUGCAAAUUCCAAGUUAGUUAUUGUCACCGCAGGUGCAAGGCAGCAGGAGGGGGAAAGCCGCCUUGCUCUGGUCCAGCGCAAUGUGAACAUCAUGAAAUCAAUCAUUCCUCCCAUCGUCCAGCACAGUCCCGACUGCAAGAUGCUCAUCGUUUCAAAUCCGGUGGAUAUUUUGACAUAUGUGGUCUGGAAGAUAAGUGGCUUACCUGCAACUCGUGUAAUUGGAAGUGGUUGUAAUCUAGACUCUGCCCGUUUCCGUUACCUAAUUGGAGAGAAGUUGGGUGUCCAUUCUGCAAGCUGCCAUGGCUGGAUUAUUGGAGAACAUGGUGAUUCUAGUGUGCCUUUAUGGAGUGGGGUGAAUGUUGCUGGUGUUCCUCUAAAGUCUCUGAACCCUGACUUAGGAACUGACUCAGACAAAGAACAGUGGAAAACUGUCCAUAAACAAGUUGUUGAAAGCGCCUAUGAGGUCAUCAAGCUGAAGGGCUAUACUUCCUGGGCGAUUGGACUGUCUGUGACAAAUCUGGCUGGAUCAAUUUUGAAAAAUCUUAGGAGAGUGCAUCCAGUGUCCACUCUGGUUAAGGGCUUAUACGGAAUAAAGGAAGAAAUCUUUCUCAGUGUCCCUUGUAUCUUGGGGCGGAAUGGUGUCUCAGAUAUCGUUAAAGUCAGUUUGAAUUCUGAGGAGGAGGCCCUUUUCAAGAGGAGUGCAGAUACACUUUGGAAUGUCCAAAAGGAUCUGAAAUUUUAAACCUCUGAAUGGUGCGCUGUUUCAUAGAAGAUAGAAGAUUAUAUUUUACAUUUUGUGUUUUCAUCUGAUCUUUAAAAAACAUUUAAAAAUUCGAGACUUACAACACAACUUUGGUCUCUCAAAAAGAGAAGGAGGAAAUAGUAGAAAUUUCUCCUCUUACGAAUCCCCAGUGGGUCCAUUCUAAUGGCACCCGAUCUACACAGUGUAAGUUACAUUUUGGAAGUGUGUCAUACAUGUAAGAGUUGCCUUCGAGUGUAGUAGAACAUGUGUAACAACCGACUAUACUAUACAACUUAAGAGUCUCACAAAAGCCAAGAAGUACUUCUGUUUUGAAGCUUCAUCUGUGCUUCUUCCAUUAUCACAUCCAGCACAUUCUCUUCACGUUGCUUCAUUAGCUUCACGUGUCUGUGUAUAAUCUUUACUAAAUAUUUAUUUUAAGAUCAUAUGUAUUAGAAAGAGAUGUAACUUUAAGAUACAAAAAUAAAUGAGAUGAUACAUUCAACUCUG